GAAGCCCCCCGUGCGCGCGCGUGCCGUUCCUCCUCCUCGUUUCAUCAGCCGCCGCCGCCUUCUUCUUCUCGAAGCAUCUCGAUUCUCAACGGCGGCAGCGGCGGCGGCGGGCGCGAGCUGGUCGAGCAGCAGGUAGGCCGUGGCGUCGGGCAUGGUGCCGCCGCACCUCCCGGCUCCUUGCGCUGCCUUCUCCUCGCGUCCGAGCUCGUGGCGGGGUCGCGGGACCCCGACAGCUGCGACGCCGACGGCGUCCGCGCCAAGUUCGAGGGCGAGAAGCUCAUCAUCACGCUCCCCAUCGUCGCCGCGGCCCCGACGCCGUCUCCUACGGAGCCCGAGACGCCGCCGUCUCCUUUGCCACAUGGGACGCCAGCUGCUGUUCCCGGGCAAAUGAAACCUCCCUUGCAGGAGAGAGCAAUCGCUGUGUCACCCUCUUCUCCGGCACCUCUGCCUCCUCGUCACGCAGAGGAAGCGCGGAAGAAGCAACUGCAAGAUGCUACUUCUCCGGCAGCCCUGCCUCCUCGUCUGUCUACCGGAGGAGAAGAAGAAGAGCAAGAAACAGAAGGGUGAAGGGGACGGAGGAGACGGGUAGUCCGUCGGGGAAGCAAAUGAAAAAAAAAAUGGUGGGGCCCAUAGUUGGCAGUUCAAAUAGAGGCCACCAAAUUAGAGGGUGGGGAGAGAAAUUUAGAAGACCUACCAAAAUGACAGCCCAUUUGGAAAGUCUGUUGGAGAUCAAUUUUUUGCACCCAUCGAGUAAAUAUGGAGAUCGCAGCCCAUUUAGACACCCCACUGGAGUUGCUCUUAUAGUCAGUUUGGUUGGCUUCCAAUUUUUACCUAACCAAAAUGUAUUCAUGCCUAUAAAGUUUGGCUUAUCGAUGGGUUCAUGUCUAAAAAUUAGCACUUCAAUAUUUAUGGCCAAAACCAUGACAAUUUACUAAAAACUUCUUGAACCUUUUUAAGGGAAAAUAAAUUUGCUGCCAUAUUUUGAUA
Molecule: messenger RNA, 987 nt
Organism: Panicum virgatum (switchgrass)
Lineage: Eukaryota; Viridiplantae; Streptophyta; Magnoliopsida; Poales; Poaceae
Product: cellulose-complementing protein-like
Exons: 1
Source: RefSeq, a predicted model, not a curated record